GUUUCCUCUUCUGUCCUGAGCUGUCCUCUCAUGGAAGGAAACACUGGUUUUCCGAUCAGUCACACUUGCAACCAUGACGCCUAAACAUUGCUUUCUAGGCUUCCUCGUCAGUUUCUUCCUGACUGCGGUAACAGGAACUCAGCCAGCCCAUGAAUCUCUGAAGCCUCAGAGGGUACAAUUUCAGUCCCGGAAUUUUCACAACAUUUUGCGCUGGCAGCCUGGGAGGGUGCUUACCGGCAACAGCAGUGUCUAUUUUGUGCAAUACAAAAUGUAUGGACAGAGAAAAUGGAAAAGCAAAGAGGACUGUUGGGGUAUUCAAGAACUCUCUUGCGACCUUACCAAUGAAACCUCAGACGUCCAGGAACCUUACUACGGGAGGGUGAGGACGGCCUCGGCGGGAAGCCACUCAGCCUGGAGCAUGACACGCCGCUUCACUCCCUGGUGGGAAACAAAAAUAGAUCCUCCAGUCAUAAAUAUAACCCAAGUUAAUGGAUCUUUCUUGGUGAUUCUCCAUGCUCCAAAUUUGCCAUAUAGAGACCAAAAGGGAAAAAAUAUAUCAGUGGAAAAUUACUAUGAACUAGUAUACCGCGUUUUUAUAAUCAACAAUUCACUAGAAAAGGAGCAAAAAUUAUACGAAGGGGCUCACAGAGUCGUUGAAAUCGCAGCUCUCACACCUCGCUCUGGUUUCUGUGUGGUGGCUGAACUGUAUCAGCCCAUGUUAGACAGAGGAAGUCAGAGAAGUGAAGAGAGAUGUGUGAAAAUCCCAUGAGGUCGGAUGGAGUGCUCAGCAGCAUGGAAAGCAAGAGCUCUCUGAGAAUGGGAAGGCGGCUGGUGUUUGAAGGAUCUUAAAGUUGUUUCAUAUUUUCUUAAAGCAAUGGUCACCAUUACACUUUGGGGAUGUCUUUGUUUAUCCAUUCUUUCCUCCUUUGUAUUUCAUAUGUAAACUAAAUUUGAACACCACUCCCCCCAAAAUUAAAAUUUAAAGAAGAGGCAGAGAAUAAAGGGCUCUAUGAAAUACAGAACUUUAUUUCUGAAUGUAACAUCCCUGAUAAUAAUAUUCAUUCUUCUAAGACAGCAAAAUAAAAAUGUGAAAGCCAAGAAAUAGUAUUCAUUUAAUGAAAUGUUGAAAUAGUUUUUCUAAAAUAGCAUUACAGACU
This is a messenger RNA of Galeopterus variegatus (Sunda flying lemur), 1157 nucleotides long. RefSeq names its product interleukin 22 receptor, alpha 2 (gene IL22RA2). Gene Ontology annotation, molecular function: interleukin-22 receptor activity; protein binding. Bases 74 to 769 code for a protein of 231 amino acids. The record is from RefSeq and is a predicted model, not a curated record. Lineage: Eukaryota; Metazoa; Chordata; Mammalia; Dermoptera; Cynocephalidae. The transcript has 5 exons.